CCCGGCGCAUCUUGAGCCAAGAUGGCGGCGGGUUACUGAGAAGUGGUUUGGCUGAAAGAAAGUCUUGAGUUUAGGACCUCCCUUACUUAGUCUGGACAGCAGAAGUAGAGCAGGGAGACAUUUUUUUUUUUUAAACACCCACAGAGAAGCCAGGAAAGCAGCAUCAUGGCAAGCCAUACUUUCCGCUCCUGCACUUUUGGGCUCCAUUGUGAUCUUAAAGUCACUUUCUUAAAUGAUUCAGUUCCCAGGAGCAAGAGGCACUUAGAAGAGUUUGAAGACGGAAAUCGGGCAGAUGUGAAGAGACAGCGCUAUAUGAAAAGCUGCAGCUCAUCAUCUCUGUUACCUUCAUUUCAUUCGUCCCCAAGCAAUGGAAUAGCAACUUCUCCCAUCUGUUCAGUUGCCACCAGUGGAUGCUGUGUUGAUAGUGACGAUGACGCAUUGCUUGAGCCCUCAUUUGGGGAAAAACUAGACUCGCCCACUGGACUCUCCCUCGAAGCUGAGGAAAAGCUCUUGUCAGAUGAUCUGGAGACCUCCCCAAAUUCCAUAGUAUAUGGACUAAACACACAGAAAGUGGAAAGUGUUUCUAUGUUGGCAUCUCUUAAAGUAGCGCAGCUUCCUAGGGCUCUAGAUAAGACUGGCCCUUCAGCCUCCUCCAGCAGUGGUGAUGCUUGCAAGAAACACUUUGGGAAUCUGGCAAGUGAGAGCUAUUUGAACAAGAGAUUUCAGAAUCAAGCUGGACUUGGUUUGGGUUCAAAUAGUCCCAUGGUUGCAGAAGCUGCUCCAGUUAUUGAAGCAGCUUCUUUGAGUGAAGAUGAGAAUGUUGUGUCUGGGGUCACGGAUAAGGCAGUGAGAGAGGAUUCACAAGCAGCAAGCCAGCAAACGGCUGAGCACGCAUCAACUAAUGCGGUAGCUGAAGGGCUCUCUGAAGGACAGGCUUUCACGAAACAAAACGAGAGAGGAGGUCACAGUACAAAUGACUUGCCACAUGAGGCUGAAGGAGAGUCAGCUUCUGCCAGCUCACGUGGGGAAGCGGCACCACCCAACUCUGUCAGUGACCGAAGAGAGGCUCGGGUGGAAGAUCCCAGUGCCAAAGAACCAAAGAGGCCUAAGCGAAUAUGCAUUCAAGAGGCAGACCUCGAGUCAAGCAAAGAAAAAUACAUCUACGCCGUACUUAACCAUGCUAGUCGUGCUGCACCCGCAAUUGGGGAGGUGAAUGAACUGCACACAUUAAUGAGGAAGGUGGCUUCUCAAAAACAUCUUACUGGAUACGUGCACCCAACAGACCUCACCGUCAGAAAUUAUGCUCAGAGAAGCAACCGCACAACCCAGCGAUUCAGCCUUAGCCAGUGGGUUGACAGGAGCAACCGCAACGUCGGUCGGUUUGACUCUGUCCCUGAUCGCUUUGAGCGCAGUCCGAUCCUGACCUAGAAGCAGCAGCCUCGCUACUGACGUUAAAGUUACGUUUUUAUCUUGCACUUUAAAAGCUGUUUAGCUGCUGACAGCUCAGCUUGCUGACCUGUUACAUUUUGUUUUGUUUUAUUUUUUAAAGCUAAACCCUGUUUAGUAUGUGUUUUUGUUAGAAAUACCAGCGAACUUCCUCGCUGCCUAAUGUUUGUCUGUUUGGCGAGUUCAAGCUCUCACUAUUCUGUUUGAUAAUGCACCUUGAUAACUUUUAUAAAUGUUUGUGCCUUUUAAGUA
Molecule: messenger RNA, 1698 nt
Organism: Elgaria multicarinata webbii
Lineage: Eukaryota; Metazoa; Chordata; Lepidosauria; Squamata; Anguidae
Gene: S100PBP
Product: S100P binding protein
Exons: 5
Coding region: 166-1428 (420 amino acids)
Molecular function (GO): calcium-dependent protein binding
Source: RefSeq, a predicted model, not a curated record